AUGGCUAUCGAGGUGGUUCCGCUCACAGAGGCAGACAUUCCUGAAGCGAUCGAAGUCAUCCAGCAAGCAUUCGAAGAUGACCCAUAUUUCAAAUGGGUCUUUGAUUCUGCUAACUUUAAUAAGCAAAGAAACCAUGGCUCUCUCGCCGCCCGUUGCCUGUGGGGUAUCAACAACGCCCUGUUUUACGUCGCAAAGGAGUUCAUCGAGAGCAAUGGAGUGAGCUCCGCAGAUCGACGUAGUAUGGCCUCGGGAUCGUCUCGUAUCGUGGGCGUCUCUUGCUGGUUGCCACCCCAUGCACCCUCGGAGCCAGAAAGCUGGUCCAGCUGGUACCAAGGCUGGGUGUUGUCUUUCCGCCAGGGUUUGAAUAACCUGUACCAUUGGGGUCGAGGGGGUCUCAUCUCGCGGCGGUAUUGGAUCUGGAAGGAGAAACAAGGGGAAGCUCAGAGUGCCAUCUGGGAUGAUUCCAAGGGGUACUAUUUCUGCAAUAUUGUGGCAGUCAAGCCGGAUGCACAGGGCCGAGGUAUUGGAAGGAAGCUGUUUGAGGUAGUUACUGACCGAGCCGAUCGCGAGGGGGUGAAAUCAUAUCUGGAGAGUUCGCGGAACGUGCCCAACGUGCAGAUCUAUGAGAAAAUGGGGUUUGAGAUGAAAAUGGAAAUGGAAUGUCGAGACGGGGAUGAUAUCUGUAUGCUAUAUUGCAUGGUUCGUGAGCCAAAGACUCGGACGUGA
Aspergillus tanneri is the source of this 726-nucleotide messenger RNA. Its product is annotated as GNAT family N-acetyltransferase. Bases 1 to 726 code for a protein of 241 amino acids. Gene Ontology annotation, molecular function: acyltransferase activity, transferring groups other than amino-acyl groups. NCBI's taxonomy places the organism in Eukaryota, Fungi, Ascomycota, Eurotiomycetes, Eurotiales, Aspergillaceae. The record is from RefSeq and is a predicted model, not a curated record. The transcript is spliced from 3 exons.